This is a messenger RNA of Hyphopichia burtonii NRRL Y-1933, 306 nucleotides long. RefSeq names its product ubiquitin-related modifier. The record is from RefSeq and is a predicted model, not a curated record. The transcript has a single exon. Gene Ontology annotation, biological process: tRNA thio-modification; protein urmylation. Gene Ontology annotation, cellular component: cytoplasm; nucleus. The coding region runs from base 1 to 306 and encodes 101 amino acids. Gene Ontology annotation, molecular function: protein tag activity. NCBI's taxonomy places the organism in Eukaryota, Fungi, Ascomycota, Pichiomycetes, Serinales, Debaryomycetaceae.
AUGGCUAUCAAGGUGAAGGUUGAGUUCUUAGGCGGGUUGGAUGUUAUAUCCAGCGGUGUGAGAGAACACAAGCUCAGUGUUCCGUUGGAAGAAGGUGAGGCCACAUUGAAAGAUUUGGUUGACUAUAUCACCAACACCAUCAUCACCGAUCCAAAAGACAUUCCUGUUUUCAUUGAAGAUGACACCGUUCGCCCAGGGAUAUUGGUGCUUAUCAAUGAUACCGAUUGGGAAUUAGAAGGUGGCGAGGACUAUGUGAUUGAAAGUGGGGACGUUUUCACCUUCACCAGUACUUUACAUGGAGGUUAA